AUGGCAAAGUUGGCUAUCCACCAAGUCACAAGGUGUUUCAAGCAAGUUACAUCAAGAUACAACGAAAGAUAUGAUGUGGCCCUCAAUAUCAACACGUUUGGAGCAAAACAUGUUUCUAACUUUGUCAUGAAGUCCAUUAACAUGAAGGUGUUUCUCCAUAUAUCUACAGCUUAUGUCUCCAGUGAAAACCAUGGGCUUAUAUUGGAAAAGCAAUUUAAAUUCGGUGACUCCAUCAAUGGGAAAACUAAAGUGGACAUUAACAAAGAGAAAGAACUGAUGGAGGAUAAUUUGAAGCAACUGACGACUAUAAAAGCUACGAAUAAAGAGAUUGCAUCUUUCAUGAAGGAUUUGGGUAUCCAGAGGGCUAAGCAUCAUGGAUGGCCAAAUACAUAUGUAUUUACAAAAGCAAUGGGGGAGAUGUUGCUUGGAGAGUUGAGGAAUGAUGUGCCCUUAGUCAUACUACGCCCUUCCGUCGUCAGCAGCACCUAUAAAGAACCCUUUCCCGGAUGGAUCGAAAAUCUCAGAACCAUUGAUACUGUAUUUGCUGGUUACAUAAAAGGAACGGCUACAUGCUUGCGAGGAGAUCCAGAUUGUAUAAUGGAUAUAGUCAGUUUCCCCACUUGA
Molecule: messenger RNA, 624 nt
Organism: Helianthus annuus (common sunflower)
Lineage: Eukaryota; Viridiplantae; Streptophyta; Magnoliopsida; Asterales; Asteraceae
Product: alcohol-forming fatty acyl-CoA reductase
Exons: 6
Coding region: 1-624 (207 amino acids)
Biological process (GO): long-chain fatty-acyl-CoA metabolic process; suberin biosynthetic process
Cellular component (GO): intracellular membrane-bounded organelle
Molecular function (GO): alcohol-forming very long-chain fatty acyl-CoA reductase (NADP+) activity
Source: RefSeq, a predicted model, not a curated record